Molecule: messenger RNA, 1164 nt
Organism: Mangifera indica (mango)
Lineage: Eukaryota; Viridiplantae; Streptophyta; Magnoliopsida; Sapindales; Anacardiaceae
Product: transcription factor WER-like
Exons: 3
Coding region: 343-948 (201 amino acids)
Source: RefSeq, a predicted model, not a curated record
AGUUAAAACUUGUCUGGGAAAUAUUCCUUUGCCCGGAGACAUUUACCAUUAAAGGGGAAAAAGAUAAAGAAACAACUUAAUAGAGAAGCAAAGAAGGUGAGUGGUCGACAGAUUUCCACUUGCAAGAGUCUGAUGAUGACAGGACAGAAGAUCUAUCUGCCCAAAGGACAUUGCCAUAAAUAGUUGAGGCAAUACCUUUGAAGCUCUUUCCACAGGAGAAAAGAGACCACGCCCUACGAGAAACUACCCAAAACUAAACACAGAGUAGAAAAAUCACAGGGCCUUUCAAAGAGUGGAAAGCUACUUGAAAUCGAAAAUUCUUUGUCUUUAAAAACAAAGAUAAUGGCAGGUAAUGAGUAUAAAAAGGGCUUGUGGACAGAGGAGGAGGAUAGGAUUCUGCUUGAACACAUAAGGGUGCAUGGAAAAGGGCAUUGGAAUCGCAUCCCUAAGGUGACUGGUUUGAGGAGGGCUGGAAAGAGCUGCAGGUUAAGAUGGUUGAAUUAUCUGAGCCCAAAUGUGAAACAUGGAGAUUUUUCUGAAGAAGAAGAAGAUCUCAUUUUAAGACUCCAUAAGCUCCUUGGAAACAGGUGGUCUCUAAUCGCUGGGCGGGUGCCGGGACGAACAGAUAACCAAGUAAAGAACCACUGGAAUACGCACCUCCGCAAGAAAUUGGGCAUCAAGAAGCAAGUUAGCUCCUCAACAACACAGCCAGAACAAACCCAGAAAACACCACUUCAUAACAUCAAUUAUGAGCAUACGCAGAACAGUAAAUUUGUGGAGAAUCAAGACUCUGCUGAGACAUCUAACUGGGAACCGGAAAUAGUGAACCAACAAUGCUAUAAAGAAUCGCUAUUGUUUCCGACUGACUUUUACUUAAAUCUUUACAGCCCAGGAUUAAUGGAAUUUCUAGAUGAGAACCCUCCUGAUCAAAUUUUCCAAAACAAUUAAUUUCUGCUGUUAUUGUCAUUGAUUUAUCUUUUCACAAUGUUCAGGUAUCUGCAUUAUCUUUUUUUCUCCGUUUUGCCAAAAUUAUCCUAAGUUUGUCUGUAUUUGGUUAUCGUUAUCGCAUGUAAUCUGAAAUAAUUAAAGCCAGUGUAAAAAUUGUAUAAAUACUCUCUUUUUUCAAGCAUAGCCCCGUCAACGACGAAAUUGUUUUUGACUCUA